Aspergillus lentulus is the source of this 1302-nucleotide messenger RNA. RefSeq names its product protein urg3. The record is from RefSeq and is a predicted model, not a curated record. Lineage: Eukaryota; Fungi; Ascomycota; Eurotiomycetes; Eurotiales; Aspergillaceae.
AUGGAUCCAGAAAUACAGUACGUCCUUGGGCUAAAAGCUGUCCGUGAACGAGCCCAUCGAGUCCUUAAACUCGCGGAGGAAGAUCGCCUGAGCCACUUCGAGUACCAUCCAGAUCGCCUUCAGGAUGCAGUACAAUAUGUGAUAAAUAUCAUCAAGCGCGACUUUGGACCCGACAAGUAUCAUCUCAUCCCGCCACAUGGCCGCUGGCAACACUUUGAAGUUGGGGGUGUCAAUCGCCCUGAGAAUCUACUGAAGCAGUGGAAGAGUAACCGGGCGGAUGCACUGGAGCAGACCCGUAGUCUACUGGACUUAUUCUUCGUCUCGGUGCUGCUUGACGCGGGAGCAGGUGACAAAUGGCGGUUCACCGAGCCAGAGACGAAUAUCGUUGUUGGUCGUAGCGAGGGAACUGCGUUAGCCUCGUACAAUAUGUUUGUGAAUGGCGACUUUGCAACUGCUGAUAGUGAGAGAAGGGAUAUAGUUAUGGGGCAAGCCCUCAAGGACUUUGACGCUGCGACUCUGCAGCGCGGCUUCCAGAUAGACGAGAAGACGAAUCCCCUCGUCGGAGCCUCUUCUCGCGUGGAACUCCUAAGAUCUCUGGGCCGGUCUCUCCUCAACCUCUCAGAGAUAUUCGGGCCGGACGGGCGACCGGGAAACCUAGUUGACUACCUCCUUUCUCAAUCCCCAACGCCGGCAGAAAUCAACUACGAAACCCUCUGGACCACACUACAAACCGUCCUCCUGCCCGUGUGGCCCUCGUCCCGCACCCACAUCGACGGCCAUCCCCUCGGCGACGCAUGGCCCCUCCAGGUCCUCGCAGACGACGCUGAGCGAACACACCAAAAGUCCAAAUGUGCACACAUCCAGCCCUUCCACAAACUCACGCAGUGGCUCGCAUACUCCCUGACCGUCCCAUUUGAGCGCCUGCUCGGCGUGACAUGGGCAAAUAUGGAUCUCGGCACCGGCCUGCCCGAGUACCGCAACGGAGGCCUGUUCGUUGAUCUUGGGGUUCUAACCCUCAAACCUGAUGUAGAAGACCGCGGACGGCAGAAUUCUGGAGCCGGACUUCCGGCAUUUGAGGCGACGUCAGAUGAGAUUGUAGAGUGGCGGGCGAUGACGGUUGCGCUCUUGGAUAAGCUGCAUGCGCACAUUACGGAAAGCGAGGAGUUCGCUGGGGUGAGGUUGAGCCUCGCGCAGGUCCUGGAAGCUGGGAGCUGGAAGGCUGGGCGGGAAUUGGCGGCUGAGAAGAGGCCGGAGACUAGAUCGAGCCCGAUUUUGAUAUUGGGUGAUGGGACGCUGUUUUAG